This is a messenger RNA of Pecten maximus, 2093 nucleotides long. RefSeq lists its product as uncharacterized. The record is from RefSeq and is a predicted model, not a curated record. NCBI's taxonomy places the organism in Eukaryota, Metazoa, Mollusca, Bivalvia, Pectinida, Pectinidae.
GUGAUGGCGGUGAGUUGAUUAUACAGAAGUCGUUACAACCAAAGAUAUCAAAGUCACGUCCAUCAGCGAUCACCAUGCCCCCGAUGCCAUCUUUAACACCAAAAAUGCCUCCCCAAAUACCAUCCAUGUUGCCCCCUCAGAUGACAGCCUCCCAAAUGGCAGAUCGAAUGUCUAUACUUCGGAAUCAGGCGAUGAUGCAACAGCCAGAACAGGUGCCAAAGCGUCUUGAAGAUCUGACUCCUUAUCCGUCGUCCAACGCGAUGGAAAAGAGAAUGCGUUUGAUGUCGACAUUCCGGAAGUCUCCUCUCGCCAAGUUCGGCAAUUCCAUGGCUCAGUGGGCACCCCGUGCUAUGUAUCUUCGGGAAAUGCAGAUGGGAUUGCAAGCUGCAAAAAGAGCAAUUCAGCAAAGAGCUAUGAUGAUGAGGAAUCUAAACAGACAAAUGGUUAUGAGAAGGCGAUUGACUUUCUCGCCACCGGACAUCUUUAGAAAGAUCAUAAUCCCCAAAGGCCUUAAAUUGCUACAUAUCAUCAGAACAUUGAAACCAAAAAUGGAGAAUACACAAAGACCAAAACUAUUGAUCACCAAGAAGGUUGCAUCAAGCACCGAAGCACCUAAAGAAUUUCCUCAAAUCCCUAAACAGGAAGUUGGAUUGCCACAGACGAGCCCAGUAAUGGGACGACUUCCGCCGGAUAUGUUCCUUCGAGGAUUCCUUCCUAGUGUGAUGUCGCCCCGAGGGGACGGGCCUACGCCCAUUCCGGACAUCUCGGCUAGUGAACUCCGUCCUAAACCUAACCUGGACGUGGUUCGCUUCCCAACCUUACCUAGGUUCCCGAUAGACAUGCCGCCAGUCCAAGUACAACCUGGACCCAACUCACCACUCCAUACCCAACCACCAUCACAGUCAUGCUUCGCUGAGUACGUGAAAAUUGUGAAGCAAUGUCUGAAGAACGCUAAUGUAGAGCUUCCGGCUGCGCAGAACUUCCUUCCCGGAAAAUCCAGCUACGACCAAGGGGGUGUCUGCGACAAGAAGCAAAUGAUAACCGAGUGUAUCGUCGGUAAUAUCCGUCCUUGUUCAAGUCUAGCCGAGCAGGCCCUGGUCAGGCGCACAUUGGCCGAAACCUUAGCCGAGAUGAACCGGGACUGUCGCCUCCAUGAACUCGAGUCCAUUGAAAGCCGUCUUGUGGGGGAGAUACAGCCAGGCCCCGAUGCUGUACAUCAUAAACUGGAACUCCUUGAGCCCCUCCCACAACCUACACCUGCUGAUGACGUCACACCAACCACCCCUAAACCCGAGCCAACCACCGAGGAACCCAAACAGAACGUUGAUAAUGAUGAUCACACCCGAUCCGAGGCUGAGGAAACUGCCGUUUCUAAUGACAAUGAUGACGCCAGAGGUCACAUGGACCCGAACGCUCUCCACCAUACACAUGACAUACACGUGGAAGAACUCGCACCUGAAUAUUACCUCCCCUUACUGAUAGGAACUGCUAUCGGUCUAGCUUCCGUCAUCCUUCUGCUCAGCGCCCUCUUAUGCAUCUGCUGCAGACGAAGAAUUAAGAAAAAGAUUUAUAUUGAGCGACAACCGGAGAAACCAAAGCUGCUGGAUGGAGUCUACACCAUUGGAGUUCCUCCACCCGUGUAUGAGGUAACACACGGCAUCCCUCACAUCUCGUACGAGGAAGCUAAGGGCGAAAAAAUAACCGGAAGUCCAUCUUCUCUCAGACGUCACAAUAUCGAAAACGAGGCGUACGAACGGGUCGAAGGAGCAAACACGAAGGGUGUGGUAUCCGACAUCUAGAAGUGUUGCUGUCUUGACUUUUUACUUAAUGUACAUCUUUGUAUAAGGGGAUGCUGUCGACCCUUUGUCCACAAAAACGUGACGUUAUUUUCUAUGCAAUAUACAGAUAAACAGCACGUGACUCCAUGACGUCACCGCAAUGUGUGUUAUACGUCCCAGGACGUUGAAGGUAGGAGAAUAGUAUUUUUAUAAGCUGUUAACAGCGUCGUCACUAGUGUUUUACUGUAGAACUUAUUCUACUCUUAUGUUUGUAUAUGCCUCCGACUACAUCUGAGUAAAACUUGACGAAAAAAC